Gamsiella multidivaricata is the source of this 1917-nucleotide messenger RNA. RefSeq lists its product as uncharacterized. Gene Ontology annotation, molecular function: serine-type peptidase activity. Bases 1 to 1917 code for a protein of 638 amino acids. Gene Ontology annotation, biological process: proteolysis. The record is from RefSeq and is a predicted model, not a curated record. The transcript has 3 exons. NCBI's taxonomy places the organism in Eukaryota, Fungi, Mortierellomycota, Mortierellomycetes, Mortierellales, Mortierellaceae.
AUGGCAAGACUACUCAAGUCCCUGAUCCUUUCUGCCACUCUGGCGGCAUUGGCUUGCGCUGCACCCCUCAUGCAGGACGACUGCGCUGUCCUCGCAGCCCUUUCCGAGGACCAGAUUAGAGUCAAGCACGUCUCUGAUUGUUACAACUCCUUCAUAUACGAUCUCAAUAACGCAACGGAGACCUUGAAUACGCUUCAGACGCUAUACAACGAUUUCUGGAUCUUCAGGGACGCCGCCCUGACGCCGAAUCUUGCGCCACCAUUCACCAGCGCACCUGUAGAUGUUCUGGAUCAGCUGCACAGGAUUCGACAGGACUCACAUGCGAGCGAUUUUGCAUUCCAUAAAAAGCUGACCAUGUUGGCCAACUCGGUGAACGAUGCUCAUUUCUCCUAUGAACCGGACUGCUACAGUGCUUUCAAAUUCACCCAGCCGCUGUGGCUCUACGCGCCUGUGAUCGAUGGCCGCCAGGCCAUUCGCGUGUACAAAGACAAUUCUGGGAACGGUUACACCGAUUGUGAGGUCGUUCAAAUCAACGGUGAAGAUGCACAGCCGUAUAUCCAGGCGUAUACCGACAAGAACGCAGGUCUUUCCAAGGAUGCUGCUGUGCGGUUUAAUUAUGCACUCACUUCCCAAGAGUACAAGGAAAGCACUCAGAAAUGGAGUGAAAAAAUUGGAAUUUUCAGUUCGACAACUGCUCUUCCCGAUGCCGAUUAUAUCGACUACCGUAUCCAAUGCAAUGGCAAGGAAGCCGUGGAAUAUCGCGGCCAUUGGAGUGCUGCCAAGGGCUCUGGUGUCAACGAUUUUACAGACCAGGCCAGCUUCUACCAAAAUAUCUGCCUCGCUUCUAAACCCAAGCCAUUCGUUCCCGGUCGUUCAAGCACCCAGGAACCCACUACCGAGGUGAGGGAGGUCCACGCUCAAGAACGACUCAAGUUGCAGCAAGAAGUGUUCCAGCUGGGUCCCAUGAAUGAGCUGUCUAAUUCUGACAAAGACUUCCCCAACGCGACGUUCGUCGAUGGCGGAGUCACGGCCGUGUAUCAGCUCAAGUCCCAGCCCCAUGUAGGUGUCUUCGUUUUGCCGACGAUGGAACUCAAGUACAAGAUUGAGAUCCCAAAAAUCCAGAAAUGGUUGUCCAAUCUUGCCGGUUUGGGUGCCACCCAUUUGAUCAUCGACACCAGCAACAAUGAUGGUGGAAGUAUCGCCUUUGCCAACAUCCUCGUCAGCAUGUUCUUCCCAACGAAGAACAAGCGAACCAGUGCACACCUAGCCCGAUACCGUGUCAACGCAGCAGCUGAAGCCAUGGCAGACGUGGACAUUGCAAAUCCGACAGUCCAGACGUACUUCAAUCCCAGAGAGCUAGCGGACAAGACAUCAUUCCAGCCCUUCACGACUAACAUUUUCAAGAACCCAUUUAAUUCGACCGUCAACGGACGUUUGGCCUCAUACACAGACUUGCUCUACCUAGAUUUCGACCCACAAAUUGUGAACGAAAACAUAACCUACCCCUGGACUGGUGUUGCCUCCAAUAUCGUGAUCUUGACGGACGGUGGAUGUGGGUCUGCCUGCGGUAUGUUCUCGGAACUGAUGGUGCGCAGGCAUGGAGUCAAGGCCAUCGCGGUUGGAGGUUAUACCAAGAAGGACCUGUCCAUGUUUUCGUACGCAGGUGCGUCGGUCCUGAAGCUGUCGGAUCUUUUUGAUAGCUAUGAAAGCUCGGGCGUUGUCCCGUUGAUGAAGCCUUUGCCGUACGAGACCACUUGCCAGAUUCCGAUGAUCGAGAUGUAUAGUGAGGGGGAUACGACGCCGCUGGAGUAUAACCCUGCGAGAUAUAUCGCUGCACACCGUCUGGACUACACCUCCCAGACUGCCAGGCAUCGUGAUAAGCUCUGGGAGACUGUUGCGGAGACUGUCUGGCCCUAA